Molecule: messenger RNA, 1282 nt
Organism: Nymphaea colorata (pocket water lily)
Lineage: Eukaryota; Viridiplantae; Streptophyta; Magnoliopsida; Nymphaeales; Nymphaeaceae
Product: protein YIP4b-like
Exons: 3
Coding region: 154-984 (276 amino acids)
Biological process (GO): endoplasmic reticulum to Golgi vesicle-mediated transport
Cellular component (GO): trans-Golgi network; membrane
Source: RefSeq, a predicted model, not a curated record
GUUUCAUCUUCUUUCUCCCUCGGCUUGGUCCGAAGUACCUGUCGCUCUUCCGAAUUGAGGCGCAGGGGAGCUCUCUGCGUUUCGAGGGGAAGAACUCUCUGUCUCUCUCUCACUAGAUCUUGAAUUGCACGGUUUUCCGACGAAGGAACGAAGAUGUCGCACAACGAUACCAUCCCCCUUCAUCCCUCUUCCCAAUCGGACAUCGACGAGAUCGAGAACCUCAUCAACGAGAGCGUCCAGUCGGCCAGCCUCCACGGAUCCGUCCCUGUCGCCCCCGCCCGUCCCCCGAGCCCUCCCAGGGUGUCGAUCCCCGUCUCGUCGGCCCCCUUCAUCACAUCUUCCAUCCCGCCGUCGACCCAGAAGCCCGUGCCUCCCGUGCCACCCGUGGCACCGAGUUCGAACGCCAAUCAGAGGCAGAACAUUGCGGCGACCGCGUUCGGUUCAGCUCCCAACACGCUGACGGAACCUGUUUGGGACACGGUGAAGCGAGAUCUGUCUAGAAUCGUGAGCAAUUUGAAGUUGGUGGUCUUUCCGAAUCCUUUUCGCGAAGAUCCGGGCAAGGCGUUGAGGGAUUGGGAUCUUUGGGGCCCUUUCUUCUUCAUCAUAUUCCUCGGUCUCACGUUGUCGUGGUCAGCAUCUGUGAAGAAGUCUGAGGUUUUUGCGGUUGCUUUUGGGGUCCUUGCUGCUGGCGCCAUUAUUUUAACACUUAAUGUUCUUCUUCUGGGUGGGCAUAUCAUCUUUUUUCAAAGUUUGAGCCUUCUGGGGUAUUGCCUGUUCCCUCUCGAUGUUGGAGCUGUUCUUUGCAUGCUGAAAGACAAUGUGAUACUUAAAAUAAUUGUGGUGUCAAUAACACUGGCGUGGAGCUCAUGGGCAGCUUAUCCCUUUAUGAGUGCUGCUGUCUCGCCCAGAAGAAAGGCUCUUGCCCUCUAUCCGGUCUUCCUUAUGUACAUCUCUGUUGGUUUCCUUAUCAUUGCUAUAGACUAACAGGGGGUGCUUUUUUCAUCUUGCGAAGCUUGAUCAACAAUAUCCAGGAUGAUUUUUUCUGUAUCAGCUGUCGUAUGUAAUUCAUCCAGAGACACUUGAUCAGCUGAUUUUGUCUUCUUGCAUUUUGUUAUCUGGGUCACCACUUACAGUUGAGAUUGUGCAGUUUUGUUAUAUAGUCUGUAUCACCAGACUUCGGUUGUAUAGUUCAUUCACACAGUAAUUGUGGUAAAUACUGUUUGAACAGAUGUAGCCUACAAAGCAAGACUUCAAUUUGCUAAAUCAUGUGCUUUUUGCUUCU